Molecule: messenger RNA, 348 nt
Organism: Angiostrongylus costaricensis
Lineage: Eukaryota; Metazoa; Nematoda; Chromadorea; Rhabditida; Metastrongylidae
Source: the annotation of a GenBank genome assembly
AUGGUGGCGACCUGUACCUACAAUGGACAUACACUUGCAUCCGAGUCAUCGAUAAAAGGCUUGCUCAUUCAAGCAGGAAGGAUGUGGUACCACGUCAUCGACCUGGCCGAGACAAGACGACGCCACCUAUUCAAUGCCGUCUAUGACACCGGAGAAGAACUGUUCCUCGGAACAUGCGACAGUAGAGGAGUCGGCGGCGUAGGCGUUCUCGUCAACACGAGUUUGUCUACGAACAUCGAUUCGUGCGAACAGGUUAUAACCCGAAUUGUACAUUUACGAUUUAAAAAAAUGCGGAUCAAUUCCGGCUUUGACAAUCUUCGUCGUUUAUGUUCCGACAUCAAGCUGUGA